This is a messenger RNA of Pterocles gutturalis (yellow-throated sandgrouse), 1199 nucleotides long. RefSeq names its product ankyrin repeat domain-containing protein 27-like. Gene Ontology annotation, biological process: early endosome to late endosome transport; neuron projection morphogenesis. Lineage: Eukaryota; Metazoa; Chordata; Aves; Pterocliformes; Pteroclidae. Gene Ontology annotation, molecular function: SNARE binding; guanyl-nucleotide exchange factor activity. Gene Ontology annotation, cellular component: late endosome; tubular endosome; neuron projection. The transcript has 7 exons. The annotation marks the transcript as partial. The record is from RefSeq and is a predicted model, not a curated record.
AAAUUUGCAAGCAUCUCUUCUAAUGGACUUGGAGUAAAUGUUUCAAACCAAGAUGGUUUUACACCAUUGCAUAUGGCUGCGCUGCACGGACACUCUGAACUUGUCUCUCUCUUGUUGAAACAUGGAGCUAGUGUCAGUGCCAAGGACGCGAAACAUGCAGUUCCUCUUCAUCUAGCCUGCCAGAAAGGUCACUUCCAGGUGGUAAAGUGCCUGAUGGAUUACAAUGCUAAACACAAUAAAAAGGAUAUAUAUGGAAAUACUCCUUUAAUUUAUGCGUGCUUGAAUGGUCAGUAUGAAACUACUGCCUUGUUAUUACAGCAUGGAGCUUCUGUUAAUCUUUCUAAUGCCAAAGGAAAUACAGCCCUGCACGAGGCCGUGAUAGGAAAGAAUGAAGCUCUGGUAGACUUACUGCUUCAGAACGGUGCAAUGACACACAUAAGGAAUGAAAGGAACUGUACCCCUGCGGACUGUGCUGAGCCGAAUUCAAAUAUCAUUAAAUUGCUGGAAACAGCACCGAGCCAUGUCCCUGCAGCAGCAGAGAGAGAAAAGGAGCGCGAGGGGCAUGCCACUGUCAAGAUAAGAAAGAAAGUGAAUUCUAAGCCAUGUGAGAAAGCCGAUGAUCCCAUAAGCAGACAACUUCAACUGGUCCAAUCAAUUAACAGAUUUAACAAAGCAAAACAUUUACGGAAAACAAUAACAAGAGAUAAAAGUGUCCCUAAUUUUGACUAUCAGUUAUUGCAUCAGUUAGCUAUUAAAAGCUUUGAUAAAACCAAGUUAAAAUCUGUUGAAACGCUGGACCAGAGCGAAGUUAAGAUUAUUGACAUGGGAUGCAGCGGUGAGUUCGUGAAACAUGAUGACAUGAUAGAAGUUCCGCACAGGAGUAAAUUAAUGCACCGAAGACACACCGUUAAUGUGCCACUUUCAGCAGAGAAUGUCAGCGAUAAUAGUUUAUCCAGCCCUAGAAAUCCCAGUAUUUCACAAUCAACAGACUGCUGUGAUGACUUGCUGUCAAAACAUUGACAAGGAAGUGCGAAUUUGAUGUCAAAAGCUGAGGAACUAGGUGGUGUUAAUUUCAAUAACCCUUCCCCGUGUGUCAGGGAAUUCCGUGAUGCUUGCAAGCCUGCCUUCAGAACAGAAUACUAGGAUGACUCUCCAGCAGAAAUGGAAUGUUCCUCGCACUUCAGAUGACUGAAUCCUCU